Molecule: messenger RNA, 1050 nt
Organism: Miscanthus lutarioriparius
Lineage: Eukaryota; Viridiplantae; Streptophyta; Magnoliopsida; Poales; Poaceae
Source: the annotation of a GenBank genome assembly
AUGGCCGCCGUGGCAAGCCCCGCCCUCCGGCUCCGCCCGAGGGCCGCCUCUCCGUCGGCGCCCUCUUCCUCCGCCCCUCCUCGCUGUCGCUUCGGCUCCUUCUCUCACUCCUGUUUCAGGUUUGCGAGGCCAUUUCGAGUUCAGAGAGUCAAUGGAAGUGCGAUGCAGCAUUUAGGUACUAUAAAAGGUCAAGUCUUAAGCAGCAUCAGCGACCAUGAUGGACGACUUCAUAUUAAGAGAACUAUAUGCUUCGCUGCUACCGACAAGCAGGAGCCAGUCGUUUCACUUACCUCAGACAUGCCGGUUUUGCAAGAGACAGAAAGUGGUACUAAAGUUACCCCUGCAUCUGAAAACUCCUACUUCGCUGGCAGAGGUGCUGAUUUUCUUAUACUAUUCUUUACCGAGGCUUUGUUUUAUGGGGGAGUUGCAAUUUUUGUCUUCUUGAUUGAUAAAGUCUGGAGACCUUUGCAGCAAGUGGCACCGAAGAGUUACAUUUGGUCAAAAUCCAGAUUCUUCCGUAUUUCCUCAGUAACAACAAUGGUUCUGAGCUUGAUAAUACCUCUUUUAACAAUGGGCAUGGUAUGGCCCUGGACUGGACCAGCAGCAUCAGCGACUCUUGCCCCUUAUUUGGUUGGACUCGUUGUACAGUUUGCAUUUGAACAGUAUGCACGGCAUCGGAAAUCACCUUCUUGGCCGGUGAUUCCUAUUAUCUUCAAGGUAUACAGGCUUCACCAAUUGAACAGGGCAGCUCAGCUGGUGACGGCACUCACAUUUUCUGUCAGAGGAACAGAGACAACAAAUCAAACUCUGGCUAUCAUGAACUCAUUAGGAGCAUUGCUGACUGUUCUUCAAAUUCUUGGCGUUAUUUGUGUUUGGUCUCUCUCAAGCUUUCUGAUGAGGUCAUGGGACUUCGCUAGGAGGCGAAGGGCUUCGGCGAUGAAAGUAGGCGAAGAGAAAGCGCUUUGUCGAAGGGACAAGACCAGGGCGAAGGGCGCGAUCCAUGUUGAUAGGGAGACACUUCGCAAGGGCUCAAGUGGUCCCCCAGUCUAA